Eutrema salsugineum is the source of this 2147-nucleotide messenger RNA. Its product is annotated as pentatricopeptide repeat-containing protein At1g26460, mitochondrial. Gene Ontology annotation, molecular function: protein binding. The transcript has 6 exons. The record is from RefSeq and is a predicted model, not a curated record. NCBI's taxonomy places the organism in Eukaryota, Viridiplantae, Streptophyta, Magnoliopsida, Brassicales, Brassicaceae. The coding region runs from base 107 to 1984 and encodes 625 amino acids.
GAUCGUCAUCACGACCGGAGAUUCUAAACUCAUCUGAAACUCAGAAAACCCUAAACAGAUAAACCCUUUCCUCAAACUCUCAGCUCCGAUUAGAUCCCUCCCAACAAUGGCGACUCAUCUCUUUUCCCGAUACCGGAUCUCUCUCCUCAGAACCUUGAAACCCAAUCACCACGCCUCGAAUUCACCCAUCAGGUCCAUUUCCGGUACCUCCUUCCUCUCUCAGCUCGCAACCGAAUCAACUGAUCACGAAACGUCGGAUCAUCAAUCAGGCUCCACGCCGCUUCCGCCGAAUCCAGCCACCGGAAGUCCUCUUUACCAGGAGAAUUGGCGGAGUCCGAUCCCGAGCUCCCCGUCGUCUAGCCAAUCACUCGUCCCCAUGGGGUUUCUAAACCAGGCUCCUGCCCCUCGCAUUAGAGCUAUCUCCGAGACCCUCGACAUGAACUCGCUGCUGAAUAUGUUUGCCGAUUGGACCGCGUCGCAGAGGUGGUCCGAGAUGAAGCAGCUGUUUGAGUUCUGGGUUCGAUCGCUUGACAAAAAUGGGAAGCCGAACAAGCCUGAUGUCAACCUUUACAAUCACUACCUUCGGGCUAACUUGAUGAUGGGUGCUUCGCCUAGUGACAUGCUCGAUCUGGUUGCGCUAAUGGACGAUUUCUCCUUGGCACCCAAUACAGCGUCUUAUAACAUAGUCUUGAAGGCUAUGCACCAGGCGAGAGAGACUGAAGCUGCGCAGAAGCUGCUUAAUCGGAUGCUAAUGUCUGGAAAGGAGGAAUCUGUUCCGGAUGAUGAAUCAUAUGAUGUGGUUAUUGAACUGCUGUUUUUGACUGGGAAUAAUGACGAAGCUAUGAAACUUAUGGACUUGGCACUAAAAUCUGGUUAUAUGUUAUCUACCACAGCUUUUAGUGAAUGUGUCCGUAGCUGUGUAGCCAAAGGUAGGACAGAUACACUGGUCUCCAUUAUCGAGAGGUGUAAGGCUCUUGAUCGGAACAAGUCCCUGUGCCCUAGCUGGAUACUGUGUACGUAUAUGGCAGAAGUUGCAGUUCAAGAGGAUAAUAGCAAAUUAGCAUUUUAUGCGUUUGAGUUUAUGUUCAAAUGGAUCACUAGGGGAGAAAUGGCUUGGCCCUUGGUUUUACUUUCUGUUGAUGAAGGGUUGGUAGUAUCAGCUCUUGCAACUGCUGCUAGGACAUGCAAUCCAACUUUAGUAGAUGGUUCAUGGAUGAUUCUGAAGCGGUCUCUGCGAGGGAAAAAGGCACCCAACCCUGCAUCGUACAUUGCAAAGAUAAAUGCGUAUGCAUCGUUGGGGAAUCUGCAGAAAGCUUUCAUCGCACUUCAUGAAUUUGAAAACGCAUAUGCUGACUCGGAAAAAGAAGUUGUGGAGGAAAUUCUUUCACCUUUUACAUCCUUGUACCCGCUUGUUGUGGCCUGCUCUAAGAAAGGUUUUGAGACAUUGGAUGAGGUAUACUUCCAGUUGGAGACAUUGAGUCAAGGUGAAACUCCAUAUAAGUCUGUUGCUGCUCUAAACUGUAUAAUUCUUGGCUGCGCAAACACAUGGGACCUGGAUCGUGCUUAUCAGACAUUUGAUGCAAUAAGUGCAUCUUUUGGGCUGACUCCUAAUAUUGACUCGUACAAUGCUUUAAUCUAUGCAUUUGGAAAGGUCAAGAAGACUUUUGAGGCUACAAGAGUAUACGAGCAUCUGGUUAGCGUAGGUGUUAAACCUGAUGCCCGGACGUAUUCAUUGCUGGUGGAUGCUCAUCUCAUUAACCGGGAUCCCAAAUCAGCUCUGACCGUAAUUGAUGACAUGAUCAAUGCUGGAUUUGAACCAACAAAGGAGACAUUGAAAAAGGUCAGAAGGCGAUGUGUGAGAGAGAUAGACUACGAAAACAAUGAUCAUGUGGAGUCAUUGGCCAAGAAGUUUGAAAUCAGGAUGGGAUCAGAGAACCGCAGGAACAUGCUUUUCAACUUAGAUUACUCCAGGGGCCGCGCGUAAUAAUCAAACGCCAUUGACCAAUAAAAAAUGUUAAAAACUUUUUUGGAAUAUUCUCAUUUUUUCUUUCUUUGUUCAUCUUGAUCUGAAUCCACUAGAUUUGUAAGAUUUUGGUUUACAUAACCAUAUUAAUAUAUCUAGUGUAAUAACAAUUUCCAUUUUGAAA